Messenger RNA from Caenorhabditis sp. 36 PRJEB53466, 1510 nucleotides. NCBI's taxonomy places the organism in Eukaryota, Metazoa, Nematoda, Chromadorea, Rhabditida, Rhabditidae. The record is from the annotation of a GenBank genome assembly.
AUGUCAGAGAACCCGGCAGGUGCAAAACGCAUAGAACCUCCGUAAGUAAUCAACUGAAAAGAGAAAUUAAAAAUGCAAAAUCGUUUUCAGACGGAAAGUGGACUUCAUGCUCAAAUCCAGAUUUACAAACAACGUGCCGGAUGUUCCAUUUGAUGCCAAGUUCAUGCCUUGCCCGUUUGUUCCGCUGAGCAGGUACAAUCGAUGACCGAAUUGAUUAUUAUCGCCAAAAAUUGUUUUUUUUCCAGAUUUGUCGAAUACAAAGAAUCGAACAUUGAGAAGGACUACAAGCAUGCGGUUAUCUGUGAUGACGACAUGGGCUUGACUGUCGAUUUGAUCGAUUUACGAAAAUACGACCAAGACCCAGUAGAAAUGGUGAGUUCGCUUUCUUAGAAGAGUGUUCAUCAGUAAUUGUCUCAGGCAUUCGAUGAAAAAGACACAAAUCUUUUGGAAGACGAGAAUGUUUCAAAAAUAAUCCAGAAGAGAUCAGCACAACACUCAAAACUCGUCCCUUGGAUGAGAAAAACCGAGUACAUUUCAACCGAAUUCAAUCGAUUCGGAGUCACGGCAGACAGGCAAGAAACUAAACUCGGAUACAACCUCAAAAAGAACCAGCAAGUCGAGGACAUGUAUCGUGACAAGCAGAGUCAGAUCGACGCAAUCAACAAGACCUUCGAAGAUGUAAGUAUUCUGUAGCGAUUCGUUCUUCUCAUUGGUUUCUUUCAGGUCCGGAAGCCGGUAAAAGAGCACUACGCAAAGAAGGGAGUCAAGGCCGUGGAAGAGUGCUACAUCUUCCCCGACUUCUCUCACUGGAAAUACAAGUUUGCUCACGUUCAAUGGGACGGAGAAACGAUCACCAACGAUGUUCAUGGAAACGCGAAGAGACAGGCACAAGAGGCGAGUGUCAUACGUGGAAUGGAGUUUGGAAACGAAAAGUUCGCCGCUUUGUUUGUGCCAACGAUGGAAUGCUUGACGCACAUGAUGGAGGACCUCGAAAUGGAGCGGCCGUACGAUGCGGACACAAAGUACGAAUUCAUGCUGAAUCGCGAGUACACGUGGAAAUCGGAAGCAGUCCCGCCGAGAGAUCGCGACGUUUUCGUUCUGUUCUACAGAAAUGGACGGUUCCAGUACAACGAGAUCGACAGUAAUGUCAAGAUGCUAAGAAAGCGGAACAUGCAUCUUAGCAAGAAGUCUAAACUGACAAUAACAUAUCGCCCGUUCAACCAACCGGAAAGCGAAGAGCUCGACAAAAGAUACCGUGCGCUUUUUGCCCAGCCAAAGAGCAGAAAGCAGGAAGAGUGGGAGAGGAAGGAGCUGGAGAGACUAGGCAAGGAAAACACAGAAUAUUCUUGAAGAUCAUCAUUUUUCAGCUAAAAAAGCAGCAGAAAGCAGUGAUUCGGAUUCUGGAAAGGAGGAGAAGAAGAGGGCGGAGAGCAGUUCCGAGGAAUCCUCUGACGACGAGCCGGCGAAAAGAAAAGAAGCCACGUCGAGCAGCGAGGAAGACAGCGAUUAA